Molecule: messenger RNA, 2283 nt
Organism: Carica papaya (papaya)
Lineage: Eukaryota; Viridiplantae; Streptophyta; Magnoliopsida; Brassicales; Caricaceae
Product: heat shock cognate 70 kDa protein 2
Molecular function (GO): ATP-dependent protein folding chaperone; ATP binding
Source: RefSeq, a predicted model, not a curated record
UAUAUAUGCACUAACCCUAGCGCUCCCAAAGCCAUUCACUAAUCUCAUCUCAAACAAACCCUAGAUCUAUCUCUCUGGUUACUUUUCUCGCUUUCUUUCAUUCCUUUCUUCGCUUGACAACCAGCUUGCUUGAGAAUCAGUUUCGGUAUCAACUAUGGCAGGAAAAGGUGAGGGGCCGGCUAUUGGUAUUGAUCUUGGCACGACCUACUCCUGCGUCGGAGUUUGGCAACAUGACCGUGUUGAGAUUAUCGCCAAUGACCAGGGAAACCGGACGACACCGUCUUACGUCGCCUUCACCGAUACGGAGAGGUUGAUCGGUGAUGCUGCUAAGAACCAAGUCGCCAUGAACCCCACGAAUACGGUAUUCGACGCCAAGCGUUUGAUUGGUCGGAGAUUCAGCGAUGCAUCUGUCCAGAGCGAUAUCAAGUUAUGGCCUUUCAAGGUUAUUCCUGGUCCUGGUGACAAGCCCAUGAUUGUGGUCAACUACAAGGGCGAGGAGAAGCAAUUUGCCGCAGAGGAAAUCUCGUCCAUGGUCCUCAUCAAGAUGCGUGAGAUUGCAGAGGCUUACCUGGGUUCAACCGUGAAGAACGCAGUCGUUACUGUUCCAGCUUACUUCAAUGACUCUCAGCGUCAGGCUACCAAGGAUGCUGGCGUCAUUGCUGGCCUUAACGUGAUGCGUAUCAUCAACGAGCCAACUGCAGCCGCCAUUGCAUAUGGUCUUGACAAAAAGGCAACGAGUGUUGGUGAGAAGAACGUGUUGAUUUUUGAUUUGGGAGGCGGUACCUUUGAUGUCUCCUUGCUCACCAUUGAAGAAGGUAUCUUCGAGGUGAAGGCCACCGCUGGAGACACCCAUUUAGGAGGUGAAGAUUUUGAUAACAGAAUGGUGAACCACUUUGUUCAGGAAUUCAAGAGGAAGAACAAGAAGGAUAUUAGCGGGAACCCAAGAGCCCUCAGGAGACUGAGAACUGCUUGCGAGAGAGCAAAGAGAACUCUCUCAUCAACUGCCCAAACCACCAUUGAGAUUGAUUCUUUGUAUGAAGGUAUUGAUUUUUACUCAACAAUCACUCGUGCCAGGUUCGAGGAGCUCAACAUGGAUCUCUUCAGGAAGUGUAUGGAACCUGUUGAGAAGUGCUUGAGGGAUGCGAAGAUGGACAAGAGCACUGUCCAUGAUGUCGUCCUUGUUGGUGGUUCUACCAGAAUUCCCAAGGUGCAGCAGCUAUUGCAGGACUUCUUCAAUGGCAAGGAGCUCUGCAAGAGCAUCAAUCCGGAUGAGGCCGUUGCCUACGGAGCUGCAGUUCAGGCUGCAAUUUUGAGUGGAGAAGGCAACGAGAAGGUGCAGGAUCUAUUGCUCUUGGAUGUCACCCCUCUGUCACUUGGUCUGGAAACCGCUGGCGGUGUUAUGACUGUCUUGAUCCCAAGAAAUACCACCAUUCCCACCAAGAAGGAGCAGGUCUUCUCAACCUACUCAGACAACCAACCUGGUGUGUUGAUCCAGGUUUAUGAAGGUGAAAGAACAAGAACAAGAGACAAUAACCUAUUGGGUAAAUUCGAGCUGUCUGGCAUUCCACCAGCACCCAGAGGUGUACCUCAGAUUACAGUCUGCUUCGACAUUGAUGCCAACGGUAUCCUCAAUGUCUCAGCCGAGGACAAGACUACCGGACAGAAGAACAAAAUCACCAUCACCAACGACAAGGGUAGGUUGUCCAAGGAUGAAAUCGAGAAGAUGGUUCAGGAGGCUGAGAAAUACAAGGCUGAAGACGAGGAGCACAAGAAGAAGGUAGAGGCAAAGAAUGCCUUGGAGAACUACGCAUACAACAUGAGGAACACCGUGAAGGACGAGAAAAUCGGCUCGAAGCUUCCACCGGCAGACAAGAAGAAGAUCGAGGAUGCAAUUGACUCGGCAAUUCAGUGGUUGGACGGUAACCAACUGGCGGAGGCAGAUGAGUUCGAGGACAAGAUGAAGGAGCUUGAGAGCGUCUGCAACCCCAUCAUUGCUAAGAUGUAUCAGGGUGCAGGUGCAGAUAUGGGAGGUGGUAUGGAAGAAGAUGCUCCUCCAGCUGGUGGUAGCGGUGCUGGUCCUAAGAUCGAGGAAGUUGACUAAGCUCUAUGUUUUCUUAGCGUUUUUAUUUCCGAUGGUUUAUGAAUUUAUGUUUUUUUUUUUUUUUUAAACAGUUUGGUUUUGAAAAGGUCGGAUCCAUUUUGAGAACAAUGUAUGUGAUUACUGUUAGCCCCCGAAAUUCUAUUUGACCUUAGCAGCAGCAGCCAUUUUGGCUUACAUUCGAA